Messenger RNA from Erigeron canadensis, 880 nucleotides. RefSeq names its product NEP1-interacting protein 1-like. Bases 48 to 767 code for a protein of 239 amino acids. The transcript is spliced from 5 exons. Lineage: Eukaryota; Viridiplantae; Streptophyta; Magnoliopsida; Asterales; Asteraceae. The record is from RefSeq and is a predicted model, not a curated record.
CGACUUCAAAAACAGAUUUUCAAACAACCUUUGCAAUCUUGUCAAUAAUGGAGGUUUACACAUAUCCAUCUCAUUGUUUAACAUCACCUUCACAAAUUUCAUCAUUUUCUAUCAAGAAUUUGGUUACUAAAGUUAAAGAUUUUAUUAGCUAUGCUUUUUCCAUGGUUGUUGGAAAUGUUCUGUCUGGCAUUCUCACCUUCUUUUUUGCACUAGUAGGAACUUUAUUAGGAGCAAUGACAGGUGCUUUGAUAGGCCAAGAAACAGAAAGUGGUUUUGUUCGAGGGGCUGCAAUUGGAGCCAUAUCGGGUGCAGUUUUCUCGAUUGAAGUUUUUGAAUGUUCGCUUGUUUUGUGGAAAUCUGAUGAAUAUGGGAUUGGAUGUGUUCUAUACUUGAUUGAUGUCAUUGUAAGUUUGUUGAAUGGAAGGCUUGUACGUGAACAAAUGGGUCCGGCUAUGUUGAGUGCAGUUCAAAGUCAGAUGGGAGAUGUUGAAACGAGGUUUUAUGAGGUCCAUAACAUAUUUGACAUUGGGGGAUCUAAAGGCUUAACUGAAUAUUCAGUUGAAAGAAUACCUAAAAUCGCCAUUACCUGCGACAAUGGUGCUGAUGAAUCGGGAGAACGAUUUUCCUGCUCUGUCUGCCUGCAGGAUUUCCAACUUGGAGAAACCGUAAGGAGUUUGCCACAAUGUCAUCACAUGUUUCACCUACCUUGCAUUGAUGAAUGGCUAGUGAGACAUGGGUCUUGUCCAUUAUGUAGAAGAGAUCUUUAGGUGUUUCUUUUUUGAGUUUUGUAUAUUAGUUGAAAAAUCCCUUGUCUUUGAAGUUUGAAAACAAAGGUGAAAGGUUUGAUCCACUCCUUUCAAAAUAGCUAAAGGUCUUCUAA